Molecule: messenger RNA, 3191 nt
Organism: Centropristis striata (black sea bass)
Lineage: Eukaryota; Metazoa; Chordata; Actinopteri; Perciformes; Serranidae
Product: oocyte zinc finger protein XlCOF28-like
Exons: 6
Coding region: 225-2309 (694 amino acids)
Biological process (GO): regulation of transcription by RNA polymerase II
Cellular component (GO): nucleus
Molecular function (GO): DNA-binding transcription factor activity, RNA polymerase II-specific; RNA polymerase II cis-regulatory region sequence-specific DNA binding
Source: RefSeq, a predicted model, not a curated record
UGUAAGUGGCUAGCAGCUAAAGCUAGAAAGGUUAUCACCAGCUCCAAGCGCUUAUUUAACUAAACCCAUCUGUUAGGUGGCAUCAGUUGGACACAGUGUUGCAAUAUAGUGAGCAUGGAAAUAAGGGAGAAGUAAAAACAUUGCCAGGUCGUCUCUAUAAACUUCUGUCGAGCGACUACUUUUUACCUGAGGGAGAAUCAAUGCUGAGGUUGUAUGUUUGAGAGAUGGGCUCUGAAAACCCAGAGGACUUUGGACCAGCUGUGAUUCUCGCCGAGGAAGAUCAGCAAGAAAUUGGAGGCCUGAUCAACUCUGAUGGAGAAGAAGUGGAUUUCUCAGAUCUCAGAGAGGGGUCCAUCCCUGGCAUUGUACAUGGAGAGGCUGCCUCCAGGACAUUUGACCACAGUGAAAAUGAGAAACCGCCGUCCCUCCACAGCUGCUCAGUGUGUGGGAAAGACUUCCCAUACGCCUCUAAACUUCAGCGCCACCUACGCACUCACUCCGGAGAGAGGCCUUUCCCCUGCUCCAUGUGUGAGAAGAGAUUUCCAGAAAAGGGGCUGCUCAUGAUCCAUGAAAGGGUCCAUACUGGGGAAAAGCCAUUCCCAUGCACUUUCUGUGAAAAAAGAUUUGCCAGUCAGGGUGAGCUCAGGCUGCACCGGCGGACACACACAGGCGAGAGGCCGUAUCACUGCUCCAUCUGUCUGAAGAGCUUUUCCCGACACUGGCAUCUGAAAACUCACUUAGAGGCGAUGCACUCUGAGGUUGUUGCAGGCUUUACGAGAAAGAAGUUUCCGUGUUCAGACUGUGAAAAGAGCUGCAACUCAGCGGCUGAGCUGAGAGAUCAUCAGAGGACUCACACGGGAGAGAGGCCCUACCAGUGCUCUUUCUGUGACAAAAGGUUUGCCUUGUCGGGAACACUUGUGAGACACGAGCGACUCCACACUGGCAUCACGCCCUACCACUGCUCCGACUGUGGUAAGACAUUUGCACAGCAGUGGACUCUAACAACACACAUGCGUACUCAUACGGGAGAAAAACCCUACAGCUGCACACAGUGUGAUAAGUCUUUUGUAGCUCCAGGAGAGCUGCGGAGGCACACCAGGAUUCACACAGGAGAAAAGCCGUACACCUGCAAAGACUGCGGGAGGCACUUCUCGCUGGCAGGAACUCUCAGAAACCACAAAAGAUCGUGUACACAGAACAAGAAUGGAGCAGUUACAGGUGUAAUCCCAGAGCCAGUCCAAGCUGCAGUUGGUGAAUCAUCGCAGCAGGAGCCGGCCAGAAGCAUCAGCUCUGAGGUGUCUGACAGUCAGAGUUUGCCCGUUGAAGUUGAAAUUGAGCCGCCAUCCUCAGAUGGUCCUAAAUGUGACAAAGCCGAUCAGUGUGAAAAUAACCAGCGAGAACCAGAAGAGCGACUGGGGGACGUGACUUCCAGCCCACAUGUGAAUGUAAUAGUGAAAGAGGAGGAAGAAGAGGAACCUUUGUGUGUAGAAGAGGCUCCUGACCAGGUGUCUGGUAGUGAGGAUUGCACCAUGCAGGAGGAAGAACAGCAUCAGGACAGUAACACAGAAAUUAGGAUUACAGUAAAGGAGGAAGAAGAGGAACCUGUGGACAUGUCUGGAGAGGAUCCUGAUCAUGUGUCUGUCAGCGAUAAAGACAGCCCCCCAGCCUCACCAGGGCAGGAACAGUUAAACGACAAUCUGACAAAGAGCUCUUACUGCUGCGGGCUCUGUGGGAGAGACUGCCACAAGAUGUCGGCACUGCAGAUUCACAUGAGAAUCCACUCGGGAGAGAAACCUUACCAAUGCACUCUUUGUGGGAAGCAGUUCACACAGAAAGGUCAACUCAAAGGUCACCAGAAAGUCCACACAGGGGAGAAACCGUUCUCCUGCCCGGACUGCGGGAAGAGCUUCGCCCACUCGGGGGCGAUGAACAGACACCGGCUCACACACACAGGAGAGCGGCCCUACCACUGCUCCGUGUGCGACAGGAGCUUCAACCAGUCCGGCCGCUUGAGGGAACACGAGAAAAUCCACUUUGGGGAGAAGUUUGACUGUCCCGAGUGUGAAAAGAGUUUCACGCGAGCUUCAAGCCUCAAGAACCAUUUCAGGCUUCACACAGGAGAGAGGCCGUACGGUUGUGACAUCUGCGGGAGAGGCUUCAGCCGCUCACAGAGUCUGAGGCUGCACAAACGCAAACACGAGCAGAUUCACCCUGAGGAAGAGUCUGCAUUCAGCGGGAAGAACGAUGAUUUAUCACAGAGUGACGAUAACUGUCCGAUUAACAUGUGUAUAGCAGACAAAAAUGACUGAUAUUGUAUUUAUAUAAACCAUAGAGAUAUGUAACAGUAGUAGUAUAACAAUACAAGAUUUUAGGCAGAAAACAUGAACUGAAAGAGCGGAAGGUUAAGGGACUACCUCUGUGAAUAGACCGUCAUUAAAACUUUAUGUGGUGGUUCACAAAAUAAGUAUUAAAACUAAAGUAUUUAAUGCCCUGAAAUUAAUAAACGGUUAAAGGUUAUGUUCAGCAACUAACUACACAUUUUCAGACAAAAUGACCAAACAGAUAUUAACUACAAACACAACUUUCGUAAAAAUCUUUGAAACUGUUUAGAUGAUAAAUUUUAGAGGUCAUAUUUAUUCUCUUUUGUCUUACCUAUGUUAGUUGCAUCGAAAUAUCACACUCGCGUUUAGAAUAUUUAUUGUAGUACAAAUGACUCAUUUAAGGUCUGUGAUUUCACAUUUUUACAUGCAGUAUUUGUUAUUCAAACUAAUCGUGUAUGUGGAAAUUGGAUUGAAGAGUAAUUAUGUUUUUGUAUCAGACGGUGGCCAAUGAGCUGUCUAGAAUCAGGUGAAACUGGAAUUCAUUUUGGUUAUGAGCUACUGAAAUAUUUAAGCCAGUAAUGAAGCAAUGGUUUCAGGAUUCUCAUGUUUUUUCCUUGUUGUUUUUUAUUAUUAUUUGCCAAAACCAUAUUUGCCUUAUUGGUGAUUAGUCAUUAUCUCUUUGUGUUAUUCAGCAACCAAAUCAUGAAUCAGGUUCACCUGGUUUCAGCAACUCUUAAAGGCCAAGUAGCUAUUGUGAAGGCUGUGAUACAAAUGGCAAUAAUUUAAAGCCAUGGAGAUGGUAAAUUUUGCCCAGUGCUGACUCUGUCUAAUUGUAUGGGACAUGUUAUACAAUAAAAGUAAAGUACUAAA